AUGCCCGCGACGCUCCUGUCCUUCGGCUCGGGAUCGCCGGCGUGGCUCUCCGAACCUGCCUCGAGCAUCCGAAGGCGAGCAGGGGCGCAGGGGGGCGGGCGGCAUUCGACGCGCGUGAGGGCGAUUUUCGGCGGCAACGACGAGGAGGGGAAGAGCAAGAAUCCCUUCUCCAACUUCUCUGAACUGCUGAAGACUGCCAAGGAGGCUCAGGCGCGGGCAGCGGUGGAGGCACAAAGAGCACAGGAGGAGCUGUCCAGCGUUGUGUUUGAGGGCUACGAUGAAGAGGAGACUGUUAAGGUUGUCGUUUCUGGAAACCAAGAGCCUCGGGCUGUUGAACUGACCCAAGAUGCACUUGACCAAGGAACAGAGGUUCUUCAAACUCGGCUUGUGGAGGCGAUGCAAGAUGCACAUUCAAAGAGCGUGCUUGGCAUGAAGGAUCGAAUGAAGCGGUUGUAUGAAGACUUGGGCUUUCCAAUGCCACCACAGAUGUGA
Ostreobium quekettii is the source of this 492-nucleotide messenger RNA. NCBI's taxonomy places the organism in Eukaryota, Viridiplantae, Chlorophyta, Ulvophyceae, Bryopsidales, Ostreobiaceae. The record is from the annotation of a GenBank genome assembly.